Molecule: messenger RNA, 815 nt
Organism: Leptosomus discolor (cuckoo roller)
Lineage: Eukaryota; Metazoa; Chordata; Aves; Leptosomiformes; Leptosomidae
Source: RefSeq, a predicted model, not a curated record
CUUGGAGCGGCCGAUCUCGCCCCUGGCCUUCCCGGCCAACAGCAGCCUGGACCCAUGUGCAAAAGAGACUGUGCUCAAUGCCAUCAAGGAGUGCUCUCCUUGGAAGAGGGCUGUGGAGCCGGAGGAGGAGGAUGACCAGACUUUUGGAAACGAUCAGGAGAGCAAAAGAAGGCGCCACGAUAGCAGUGGGAGCGGGCACUCGGCGUUCGAGCCGCUGGUGACCAACGGUGCCCCGGCCUCUCUCAUACCCAAGCCUGGCUCUUUGAAGAGGGGCCUUGCCUCGCACUGCCCGGACGACUGCUCCACCAAGAGGUCCCGCACCUCUUCCCUGAGCUCCCUCAAUAACACCUACGCUGGCGGGAUCCCCAGCUCGGUCCGCAACGCCAUCGCCAGCUCCUACAGCUCCAGCUGGGGCCUCUCGCAGCUGCGGAAGAGAAGUGGUGUGAGCGUGUCCCCGCUGUCCAGCCCGGCAUCCUCCCGCUCCCAGACACCAGAGUGGCCUCUCAAGAAAGCCAGGGAAGAGGAGUCGCAUCGCUCCAACGCUUCCACCCCAGUGAAAUCGGACAAGGAGCUGCAGACAGAGAAAGCAGCGGAGACGCCGGUGCGGAAGAAGCAGAAUUCCCUGAGCCCGCCGUCCGCGCCGGGGAGCAGCGGGAAGCGCAAGCGGAAGAUCCAGUUGCUGUCGUCUCGCCCGGGGGACCAGCUGGCGCUGCCCCCGCCGCCUCAGCUGGGCUAUUCCAUCACGUCGGAGGACCUGGACGCGGAGAAGAAGGCGGCGUUGCAGUGGUUCAACAAAGCCUUGGAGGAUAAGGCUG